Molecule: messenger RNA, 6001 nt
Organism: Ceratotherium simum simum (southern white rhinoceros)
Lineage: Eukaryota; Metazoa; Chordata; Mammalia; Perissodactyla; Rhinocerotidae
Gene: XRN1
Product: 5'-3' exoribonuclease 1
Biological process (GO): nuclear-transcribed mRNA catabolic process; rRNA catabolic process
Cellular component (GO): nucleus
Molecular function (GO): 5'-3' RNA exonuclease activity; RNA binding
Source: RefSeq, a predicted model, not a curated record
AUGGUCGGGCGGGCGGCGUGUUGUCAUCUGCCGAGCGACGGCCGGAGGCGGCGGCGUCGGCCCCGGCGGGGCGUUUGGUUUCGGUUUGGCCCUGACUGGAGUUAGUGUUGACGGCCGAAAUGGGAGUCCCCAAGUUUUACCGCUGGAUCUCGGAGCGGUAUCCCUGCCUCAGCGAGGUGGUGAAAGAGCAUCAGAUUCCUGAAUUUGACAACUUAUACCUGGAUAUGAAUGGAAUUAUACAUCAGUGUUCCCAUCCUAAUGAUGAUGAUGUUCACUUCAGAAUUUCAGAUGAUAAAAUCUUUACUGAUAUUUUUCACUACUUGGAGGUGUUAUUUCGAAUUAUUAAACCUAGGAAAGUGUUCUUUAUGGCUGUUGAUGGUGUGGCUCCUCGAGCAAAAAUGAACCAGCAGCGUGGGAGGCGUUUUAGGUCAGCAAAGGAGGCAGAAGACAAAAUUAAAAAGGCAAUAGAAAAAGGAGAAACUCUUCCUACAGAGGCCAGAUUUGAUUCUAACUGUAUUACACCAGGGACAGAAUUCAUGGCCAGGUUACAUGAACAUCUGAAGUAUUUUGUAAAUAUGAAAAUUUCUACAGACAAGUCGUGGCAAGGAGUUACCAUCUACUUCUCAGGCCAUGAGACUCCCGGAGAAGGAGAGCAUAAAAUCAUGGAAUUUAUCAGAUCCGAGAAAGCAAAGCCAGAUCAUGAUCCAAACACCAGACACUGUCUUUAUGGUUUAGAUGCUGACUUGAUUAUGCUUGGAUUAACAAGUCACGAGGCACAUUUCUCUCUUUUAAGAGAAGAGGUUCGGUUUGGUGGCAAAAAGACACAAAGGGUAUGUGCACCAGAAGAAACCACAUUUCACCUCCUACACUUGUCAUUAAUGAGAGAGUAUAUUGACUAUGAGUUUUCAGUAUUAAAAGACAAGAUCACAUUUAAAUAUGAUAUUGAAAGGAUAAUAGAUGAUUGGAUUUUGAUGGGAUUUCUUGUUGGCAAUGAUUUUAUCCCUCAUCUACCUCAUUUACAUAUUAAUCAUGAUGCACUGCCUCUUCUUUAUGGAACAUAUAUUACCAUCCUGCCAGAACUUGGGGGUUAUAUUAAUGAAAGUGGGCAUCUCAACUUACCUCGAUUUGAGAAAUACCUUGUGAAACUGUCAGAUUUUGAUCGGGAGCACUUCAGUGAAGUUUUUGUGGACCUAAAGUGGUUUGAAAGCAAAGUUGGUAACAAGUACCUCAAUGAAGCAGCAGGUGUUGCAGCAGAAGAAGCCAAGAACUACAAGGAAAAGAAAAAAUCAAAGGAGCAGGAAAACUCCAUAUGUUGGGCUGCUUUAGACAAAAAUGAAGAAGAAGUGGUUACUUCUAAGGAUAAUUUAGAAGAUGAGACUGAAGACGAUGACCUAUUUGAAACCGAGUUUAGACAAUAUAAAAGAACAUAUUACAUGACAAAGAUGGGAGUUGAUAUAGUGUCUGAUGACUUUCUGGCUGAUCAAGCUGCGUGUUAUGUUCAAGCAAUACAGUGGAUUUUGCACUAUUACUAUCAUGGAGUUCAGUCCUGGAGCUGGUAUUAUCCCUACCAUUAUGCACCUUUCCUAUCUGAUAUCCGCAACAUCAGCACACUCAACCUCCAUUUUGAACUAGGAAAACCUUUUAAGCCAUUUGAACAGCUUCUUGCUGUACUUCCAGCAGCUAGCAAAAAUUUACUGCCUACGUGCUAUCAGCAUUUGAUGACCAGUGAAGACUCGCCAAUUAUAGAAUAUUAUCCACCUGAUUUUAAAACUGACCUAAAUGGGAAACAACAGGAAUGGGAAGCUGUGGUACUAAUACCUUUCAUUGAUGAGAAACGAUUGUUGGAAGCCAUGGAGACAUGUAACCACUCCCUCAAAAAAGAAGAGAGGAAAAGAAACCAACAUAGUGAGUGCCUAAUGUACUGGUAUGAUAGAGACACAGAGUUCACCUACCCCUCUCCAUGGCCAGAAAAGUUCCCUGCCAUAGAACGAUGUUGCACAAGGUAUAAAAUGAUAUCAUUAGAUGCUUGGCGUGUAGACAUAAGCAAGAAUAAAAUAACCAGGGUUGACCAGAAGGCAUUGUAUUUCUGUGGAUUUCCUACUCUGAAGCACAUCAAACACAAAUUCUUUUUGAAGAAAAGUGGGGUUCAAGUAUUCCAGCAAAGCAGUCGUGGAGAAAACAUGAUGUUGGAAAUCUUAGUGAACACAGAGUCAGAUGACCUUAGUAUAGAAAAUGUAGCUUCCUCAGUGCUUGGAAAGUCUGUCUUUGUUAACUGGCCUCAUCUCGAAGAAGCUCGAGUUGUUGGUGUAUCAGAUGGAGAAACUAAGUUUUACUUGGAAGAACCUCCAGGAACACAGAAGCUUUAUUUGGGCAGAACUGCCCCGCCAUCUAAAGUGGUCCAUCUGGGAGACAAAGAACAAUCUAACUGGACAAAAGAAGUACAAGGAAUUUCAGAAUUCUACCUGAGAAGAAAAGGAAUAAUAAUAAAUGAAACAUCUGCAGUUGUGUAUGCUCAGUUACUCACAGGUCGUAAAUAUCAAAUAAAUCAAAAUGGUGAAGUUCGUCUAGAGAAACAGUGGUCAAAACAAGUUCUUCCUUUUGUUUAUCAAACUGUUGUCAAGGACAUCCGAGCUUUUGACUCCCGUUUCUCCAAUAUCAAAACACUGGAUGACUUGUUUCCUCCUAGAAGUAUGGUCUUUAUGCUGGGAACCCCCUAUUAUGGCUGCAUUGGAGAAGUUCAGGAUUCAGGGGAUGUGAUUACAGAAGGUAGGAUUCGUGUGGUUUUCAGUAUUCCAUGUGAACCCAAUCUUGAUGCUCUAAUACAGAACCAGCACAAAUAUUCUAUAAAGUACAACCCAGGAUAUGUGUUGGCCAGUCGCCUUGGAGUGAGUGGAUACCUUGUUUCAAGGUUUACAGGAAGUAUUUUUAUUGGAAGAGGAUCUAGGAGAAACCCUCAUGGAGACCAUAAAGCAAAUGUGGGUUUGAAUCUCAAAUUCAACAAAAAAAACGAGGAGGUACCUGGAUAUACUAAGAAAGUUGGAAGUGAAUGGAUGUAUUCAUCUGCAGCGGAACAACUUCUUGCAGAGUACUUAGAGAGAGCUCCAGAAUUAUUUAUUUAUAUAGCCAAAAAUAACCAAGAGGAUGUGUUCUAUGAAGAUGACAUUUGGCCUGGAGAAGAUGAGAAUGGUGCUGAGAAAGUUCAAGAAAUUAUUACGUGGCUAAAGGGACAUCCUGUCAGUACUUUCUCUCGUUCUUCUUGUGAUUUACAAAUUUUGGAUGCAGCUAUUGUUGAGAAAAUUGAAGAAGAAGUUGAAAAAUGCAAGCAAAGAAAGAAUAAUAAGAAGGUGCGAGUGACAGUAAAGCCCCAUUUGCUAUACAGACCUUUAGAACAGCAACAUGGAGUGGUUCCUGAUCGGGAUGCAGAAUUUCGUCUCUUUGACCGUGUUGUUAAUGUGAGAGAGAACUUUUCAGUUCCAGUUGGCCUUCGGGGCACCAUCAUAGGAAUUAAAGGGGCUAAUAGAGAAGCUGAUGUACUAUUUGAAGUAUUAUUUGAUGAAGAAUUUCCUGGAGGCUUAACAAUAAGGUGCUCACCUGGUAGAGGUUAUCGGCUGCCGACAAGUGCCUUGGUGAACCUUUCUCAUGGGAGUCGCUCUGAAACUGGAAAUCAGAAGUUGACAGCUGUUGUGAAACCACAGCCAGCUGUGAAUCACUAUAGCUCAAAUUCAUCAAUUUCAUCUGGGCGUUUGGGAGGCCUGAACCAUUCCCCUCAAUCACUUUUUAUUCCUACUCAAGUAUCUACUAAAGAUGAUGAUGAAUUUUGCAACAUUUGGCAGUCCUUACAGGGAUCUGGAAAAGUUCAACACUUUCAGCCAAUUCUACAAGAUAAGGGUGCAGUUCUACCUCAAGAAAUAAGUCAAGUAACUCAACAUCAUAAAUCUGGCUUUAAUGACAACAGUGUUAAAUGUCAGCAAAGAAAACAUGAGCCUCACAGAAAAUUUAAAGAAGAGUGUAAGAGUCCUAAAAUGGAGAGUCGGUCACAAAAAAUGUCAAAUAAGCAGCAUACCCCUGGAAUUGAGAACUUUUUAGCAUCUUUGAAUAUCUCCAAAGAAAAUGAAGUACAGUCAUCUCAUCGUGAAGAGCCUCCAAGUGAAGAACUUUUGUCACCACAGUCAUUUGCUAUGAAGGGAACACGGAUGCUUAAAGAAAUUCUAAAAAUUGAUGGCUUUGACACUGUGGACCAUAAGAACGAAAUGAAACAGUUUGGUAAUGUUUCCUCUAAUAGAAGAGAUGAAUAUGGAUCUUCCUCACAGCCUAAACCAAAUAAGAAAUUAACAUCUUAUAUGAACAAGUCUCACAGUGCUAGUGAGUACCGUAAUGCGCAGUCAAUGGACAAUGUGUGUUGGCCUCCUCCCAGCCAGAUCCCUCCUGUGUCCACACCAGUCACCGAACUUUCUCGAAUUUGUUCUCUUGUUGGAAUGCCACAGCCAGAUUUCUCCUUUCUUAGAACACCACAGACAAUGACAGUUUGCCAGGUAAAGUUAUCCAAUGGCUUGUUGGUGCAUGGGCCACAGUGCCAUUCUGAAAACGAGGCCAAGGAAAAAGCCGCGCUGUUUGCUUUACAGCACUUGGGCUCCUUAGGAGUUAAUUUCCCUUUGCCUCCACCAAUAAUUCCAAAUUAUCCUCCUGCCGUAUCACCCGGAACCAUUCCUCCAGUUUUUUCCCAGACUACUGGCUGGGAUCACUAUGGAAGCAACUUAGCAUUGGGGGCAGCUAAUAUAAUGCCUCCAUCAUCUCAUCUCUUUGGCUCACUACCAUGGGGACCACCAGUGCCAGUUCCUGGGAAGCCUUUCCAUCAUACUUCAUAUUCUGGGACCGUGCCCAUGGCUGGGGGAAUGCCAGGUGGUGUGCACAAUCAGUUUAUACCUCUACAGGUUACUAAAAAGAGGAUUGCAAACAAAAAGAACUUUGAGAAUAAGGAGGCCCAGAGUUCUCAAGCUACCCCCCUUCAGACUAGCCAGCCAGGAUCUUCCGAUGUCACCAAAGUGAUUCCACAGGGGAGUUCAUCAGCUUCCUUAAAGUCCUCUCAGAUCACUCAACCUGCAUCUUCUCAAGUUGAAGCUGCCUCCCAAGGCCGUAGUAUGUCUCACCAUAAGUCAACACCAAGCUCUUCUUCAAGAAGAAAAUCAAGAAAGUUGGCUGUCAAUUUUGGCGUUUCUAAACCUUCUGAAUAAAUUUGGUACUUGGAAUUAAAUUAAUUUCUUUCUUUUCCACACACCUUUUUAUAAAUCCAUAUCUGUGUCUCAAAAAAAUUAGAAUCUGCUAUUUUAAAGUAAUGUUUCAAUUGAAAAUUUUUAAUUUUUUAGUUGUCAGGCACUUUUCAUGCUGUUUAAAAGACUAUCAAAUUGUGCAUCUUAAAUAUGUGCAGUUUGUUUUACAUCAAUUAUACCUCAAUAAAGCUGUAAAAAAAAAAAAAGACUAAAUUAAACCUUGUGUUAAAAUAGUAUCAGUGGACUAAGCAUUAAAAUGUACCACUCUAACUGUUGGCCUCAUCCUUAGAAGCAUCCUGAACUAUGAAUUAGACAUCAUAUUGCAAUAAUAAUAAACAUUUUUUACACUAUCAUUGAGGAAUAAUUAAAUGGAGCAUGAAAAUUUGGCCUCAAGUAUAAUUUACUGAAUGUGGAUUUUAUUUCUCUUUUUAAUGAUGUAACAGAAUUGUCAGGAGAAUGGCUUUUAUUUGUAAGUAUUUUAACUUGUGUUCUGUUGUCUCCGAGGGUCCUCGAGACCUGCCGUGAAUGAUCACACUUGUGGUGGUGCUGCCAGUUCUGCUUUAUCCUAAAUUUGUACCAAAGCAACUUUAGAAUACUGAGCAGAAUAUUUCAUUUAACUGCUUAAAACUAUAAAUAGCAAUCAGAUUUGAGUAAGUAAUUACAAUUUUUUAGAUUCUUCAAGAACCAGCAUUAGUAAUUUCUAAUAAAAUUGUUUCAAAAUCUACAGGGUAUAA